Messenger RNA from Cololabis saira (Pacific saury), 3631 nucleotides. Its product is annotated as coiled-coil domain-containing protein 102A-like. Lineage: Eukaryota; Metazoa; Chordata; Actinopteri; Beloniformes; Belonidae. The transcript has 23 exons. The record is from RefSeq and is a predicted model, not a curated record. Bases 52 to 2586 code for a protein of 844 amino acids.
CUCCCUCACACAGAGAAAAGUGACAUCUUGGACCUAAGAAGACACUCCGGGAUGUUUAGCCCUUCAUGCAGACGCUCAAGUCCAUUUUCUCUUACGGACCUAGACAUGUGGGACACCAAAACUCGCUUUACAGCCCAGACCUCAGAAUGGUGUGGCAUGGGAGCUGUUUCUGGGGCAGGGUUUCUAUCCAGAGCCAGCACAAGAAGUGCGGGUGGCGUGGGACAGCGUGACCCUGGACUACAGAGGUGGCGCUCUUUGUCCCAUCUCCCGCCUGAGAGCGUUGGACGGGCCUGGCCUCCACCAGGGCCUGAGUUAGGACGGGCCUGGCCUCCACCAGGGCCCGAGUUAGGGGCCGCUCGAGGUCCAAGGAGCUUCAGACAAACAGAAGUAGUUCAAUGGUUACAGAAUGCUCACGAGAGAUUAGACAAUGAGUUGAACCAGCUGUGGAACAGAGACCUGGAAAUGAACUACAACUCAACUACGGGACGAAUGCUUGACAUGAAGACAAAGCUAUCAAAAUCAAUGAAGGGUUUAGAGCAGGAAGCAGCCACAUUUUCAGAGAUUGAAAGGAGCCCUCGAUGUGAUGAGCUUCAUGAGACGUCAAGUUUCAACAAAGAAAGCCCCGAUGAACCAAACGGACCCUUAGCUCCUAAGUCGCUCAGCAGAACAGAGGAGAGUCCAGAAGACUCCAACAAGCUGGAGAAGAGAAAGGUCGACACAGAGCUAUGCAAGCUGAGGGCGGCUCUGAGAGAGGCUGAGGCGAGGACUGCAUCCCUUGAAGAAGAGCGAAAGAAAGGGAUCCAUCAACUCCAGAAGUCUGCAGAGACGCAAAAGAUGUUGCUGAAUCAGAUCGAGGAGAUGAACAAGAAGCUUGUCCAGACUGUACAGAAUCACUCAGACAUGCAGGAACAGCUAAGUGAAGCUAACGACAAAAUCAGCCAAGCUUGUCUGGAAAAAGCUGUGUUGUCCACACAAGCGCUCAAGUUGGAGGACAAUAUAAGAGAACUGAAGACCAAACUGAGCGUCGCUUUGUCUGAAAAGGAUCACCUGAUGCAGGAGAAAGAAGAGCUUCUCCAAAGGGCCCAGGUUCUGGAGCUGCAGCUGGAGACAACCAAACACGAGUCCCUCACUGAUGGAGAAUCUCACCAGGACCAAGAAACCGUCCUGAUGAUGGAGGACUUAAGGGCUCUCAGAGAGGUAAAUGAGAGGCUGAGAGGAGAAGUUGACAUGAUCAGGCAGACUCUGGACCAGUCACAAAGUCAGCUAAAGGAGCUAACAGAGGAGAGAAUUACAAGCUCCAGAAAGAUUUCAGCUCUGGAGGCGCAGCGAUCUCAGCUGAUCCGAGAGAAAGAGGAGCUGCUGAGUAAAACACAUCUAGGUGGAGGUGAGGUGCCAGAAGAGCCAAAGGAAAAGUGCUGCUCCCACAGGGACUCUGAUGAUGUUCUGCAAGUAGAUGUCCAGAAACUACAGGAUCAGCGUCUGCACUUGGAGGCUCAGGUCAGGGAGAAGGAGAACAUGCUGCAGCUGCAGGAGGAAGAGUAUGGUAAUCAAGACCAAAAGAGAGCCCGGUGCAUUGAGGAACUGCAAGCUGUGGCCUCACACUGGACUGAGAAGUGGCAAAAGGUGGCUUUGGCUCUGAAAUCUACACAAGACGAGCUGGAGCAGGUCAAGAACAACAGCUUCACUCAUGUGACGGAGUCCGAGUCUGAGUCUGAGUCUCUACUGAGGGCUGAGCUUGACACGUGCAAACAGGAGCUGGAGCAGGAGAGGAGAAGGAACCAGGCCCUGCUGCAAAGAUAUCAGGACAAAGGUGACAUGUUGGUCCAGGCUCUGGACAAAGAGACGGUGGCAGACUGGUCAGGAUCUGCGUUGAUAUGCGAGCAUCCAUCAGACUCCCAGAGCUGCCAAAACAAAUCUGCUCAGGUGUGGAUGCAGAGCAGCGAGAUUGAAAGAUUGAGAGCAAAACUCACAGAAAGGGAGAAAGAACUGGGUGAAAUAGAACAUGCUUUCCGAAGUCUUGAAAGACUGAGAGAGAUAGAAAAAACCGAGGCUCAAAUCAAGAUUUCUGCUCUGGAGUUUGAGCUUGACAAAAGUGUGUUCAAAGAUGGCAAAGAUGCAGGCCUGCAGGCCGAUGUCUCCAGCGGUGCUUCACUGCAGGUCCAGCUGGACGAGAGUAAGAAGAGAGCCGACCAGCUGCAGCAGGAGAAAAUGCUGGCAGUCCAGAAGCUUCAAACACUGAGACGACAGCUUUGCCCGGUUAAAGAUGAGAAACCGUCCGUUGAAGGCAAGAAUGAUCAAACUAACCAUCUAGUUGAUCCAGAGGCAGAGGAGCGGCGGAGAAUGGUCACCGAGCAGUUAAAAAGCCUGUUUAGGGAACGAGAAGGAAAGGAAACAGGAAAGGUCGAUGACGCAUCAUCAUCAGCUCAGAGUGGAGCCCCCCCACUGCAAGACUGGACUUCCACACCUUCAGCUGCUGCAGCGGACAGAAGAAACUGGCAGUAUGGCUCGGGCUUGAUGCCGGUGUUGGAGGAGGACGAGGAGGAGGAAGAUCAGGCAGAAGAAACUCAUGCUGAGACGUCAUCAUGACUGCAGGAAUCAGCAAUCUGAUGGCAAAAAACGAGAAUCUCUUGCAAGCCUUGAGCUUCGAGCAGCUGAUCAAGCGCCCGCAAACUGCAGACAGUGUGUCAAUCAAGAUCCGUCAGUGUAGGGAAGGAGGUGACCAGCGGACGGGGAGCACACCUCCUCUUUAUCCUGACGGAGUAUUCCUGGCUGAGAUUGCAGAUAUCUGCAGUCCUGAUGAAGCUGAAGAGGAAGGAGUGGUGCAGAAUGCCCAUGAACUGAUUGUUCGAAGUUAAAACACCAUCCAGAUUCUGCUUUUUACUGUAUUGUUUUUAUGGCUUUUUGCACUAUAAAAAAAGCCAUUUGUAUAGGGGCUUUUUUUUUUGCACUGACAAUAAUUUAAAGAUUAAUUCAGCACUUUUCAAGCUUGUGAUGUUGGGUUUGUUUUCUCAGUCUGAUUUUACAGCAACAGUUUUUAAUUAGCACAGAAGAGCAUUUGCCUUUUUAGCUCCAAGGGUUCUCCCCAUGGAGGUUAAUUCACUUUUAUGACGCCACCCCAGAUUUACUUGUGUUAAGUCUCUUGCCGGGUCACUCUCUCAUCUCCUCUUCUGUCAUUACCUCCUUGAGUCUCUUAAUCUCCUCUGCCCUUAGGAUCUUUCUAUCUCAUCCACUGUAGCUGGAUGAGAUGGAAUCAUCAUUAUUGAUGUGUGACCAACUGUCUUAAGUUGUUGCAAGAGAUGACUAGAUUGAGCGUAAAAGGCUACUUUGGGUGGUCAUCCAGAUGCUAGGGCGAGGAGACCACCAGGGACAGACAACACAAACAAAAAUUAAAAACCUUUGUUGAGCUGUUUUAUGUGUGCACUUUAACAGUAUCAGUAAGAUAUGCCAAAAGUCUGAAUAAGUGUUUUAUUUAUUAAAAAUGGUACAAUUCAUUAUUACAAACAGAGAAUUGUUACAUUGAGAGGGAGAUUGUAAUUUUAAUAUAUUUUACAGGACUGUGAAGUAACUUCUGGGUAUAUAAAGUGCUUUUUGUCAUGUUGCUUUUUAAUCAAAUGUAUGAAAAAGGUGUAUU